Cotesia glomerata is the source of this 2534-nucleotide messenger RNA. It is a transcript of the gene Mmp1, whose product is annotated as matrix metalloproteinase-14. Bases 523 to 2313 code for a protein of 596 amino acids. Gene Ontology annotation, cellular component: extracellular matrix. NCBI's taxonomy places the organism in Eukaryota, Metazoa, Arthropoda, Insecta, Hymenoptera, Braconidae. The transcript has 9 exons. The record is from RefSeq and is a predicted model, not a curated record. Gene Ontology annotation, molecular function: metalloendopeptidase activity; zinc ion binding. Gene Ontology annotation, biological process: collagen catabolic process; extracellular matrix organization; proteolysis.
CGAGAAGCUGAUAUGAGCUGGUGUGUUGUCUGGUGAACAAGUGAACAAGCUAAGCUACCUCGGUGGUGGUGGGAGUGCUCGAUAAAAGACUCGGUGGCGUACCGAUAGUGAAUCAGAGUGGCGGUCGACUCCGGGCACAUCGGGAGCAAGCCCGUUUCUUUCUGUUCUCGCGUUAUUUACUUGCCACUUCACAUUAGUAAAUUAUAAAUUAAUUCGAAUGAUUACUUGCCCUCGUACUGAACUUCACUCAAUUCAACUCAAGUCAGUCCAGUAAGUUUAAAUAAGCUUCACUGAAAGUAGUUUAAACUUUGCUCGCGAUAUUCGCGCUCGUACAUUUUCAAAUCGAUAGUGUCGUAGCAACGAUGUUGUCCUGACCUGAGGACUUGUGUACGUAAACAUCGCGAACUUUUUCCUGGAAAAAUAUUUUAUUUAAAUAUCUAUUUAAAAAAAAAUUAAACGUGAGUGCAAGUGUUUUUUUUAUUCUUUAUUUUCGUUGGUUAACGUUAGGAAGAAUAUAUAAAUAUGAAGAAUACCUGGAGAACAGAGGGUAAAUUGCUCACCAAUUGGAUCUCUUGUUGUCUGUACACAGCGGUCCUUGUGAUUGUGUUGUGCACUAAGACACAAGAAGCUUCACCUGUUGUCUCUGAUAAUGACGCCAUGAGAUACCUGUCACAAUUCGGAUACUUACCACCGGUUAAUCCAACGAGCGGUGGAAUUAUUUCUGAAGACACUGUUUACAAAGCUAUUAUGGAUUUUCAAGCGUUUGCAGGGUUAAAUAUUACAGGUACAAUGGACAAUGAAACUGCAUCGAUGAUGUCUUUGCCAAGAUGUGGAGUGAAAGACAAAGUCGGAGCUAGCACUGAUGGCAGAUCUAAACGUUAUGCGUUACAAGGAUCAAGAUGGCGAGUGAAAAAGCUCACGUACAAAAUAAGCAAGUAUCCAAGGUCGCUGGAUAAAGCAUCGGUGGACAAAGAUAUUGCCCGUGCGUUUGCGGUCUGGUCAGAGUACACGGACCUGACUUUCACGCAGAAAAAGUCCGGACAGGUACACAUUGACAUAAGAUUCGAACGUGGAGAACACGGAGACGGCGAUCCAUUUGACGGCCCAGGUGGAACUCUUGCUCACGCUUACUUCCCGGUUUACGGUGGCGAUGCACACUUCGAUGACUCUGAGCAUUGGUCCAUCAACAGUUAUCGCGGGACCAAUUUGUUCCAAGUAGCCGCUCAUGAAUUUGGUCAUUCUCUGGGUCUUAGUCACAGCGAUAUCAAAGCUGCGCUGAUGGCUCCUUUCUACCGUGGAUAUGAGCCUAAUUUUCUCCUUGAUAAUGAUGACAUUUAUGGGAUUCAAGCAUUAUACGGUCCUAAAAGUAACGACGUAGCUGGCACAGAAGUCCACCAGCGUACAACCUCAAGCCCAACUGGCGAAGAAGAUUCCGUGUUAUGCACAGACUCGAAAGUAGACACAAUGUUCAACUCCGCAGAGGGUCAUACGUACGUAUUCAAAGGCGAUUACUACUGGAAGUUAACGGACGACGGUGUAGCCAGUGGGUAUCCUAGACUGAUAAGUAGUUCCUGGAAGGGAUUGCCAGGAAAAAUCGAUGCUGCCUUCACGUAUAAAAAUGGGAAAACUUAUUUCUUCAAGGGCUCUAAGUACUGGAGGUACGUCGGUAAGAGAAUCGACGGUGAUUAUCCGAAGGAUAUCAGCGAGGGAUUCACUGGAAUUCCCGACAACAUUGACGCCGUCACCGUUUGGACGGGAAACGGAAAAAUUUAUUUCUACAAGGGAACUAAAUUCUGGAGAUUUGAUCCUGCUCAACGGCCACCAGUUAAAAGCACUUACCCGAAACUUAUUUCUAAUUGGGAAGGAGUGCCCAAUAAUAUGGACGCGGCGCUUACGUAUCACGGGUACACGUAUUUCUUCAAAGAUAAUGCGUACUAUCGGUUUAACGACCGGACAUUCUCGGUGGACGUAGCUGAUCCAGCGUUUCCACGAGCGACAGCAUUCUGGUGGUUCGGGUGCAAAUCAGCGAGUCGAGGGACACUAGGUAAUAUCGCAUGGAAAAAUAAUUACUCAGUAGACCCUUCAGAAAAUGGAAACUUGGAAAAUAACGGCGGUGAUUUCCUUAGCGAUGACUAUGAUAAAGGAAAUGAUGGAGAGAUCAUGUUUGAUACAGGAAGUACUGAUGAACUAGUAACCUCCUCGAAUCAAGACUCUGCUAAUUCUGGAGCUGUUUCUAUCUUCUCGAGGGGAUUCCUGAGGCUAGCCAUCGCUGCGACAGCCCUGAUUAUCACUAAGACCUGUAUAAUUACGUAGGAUAUUUAUUUUUUACGUCUAUGAUCUAAAUUAAAUAUUAAAUUUUGUAAUAUAUCCUCAUUGAAGACUCUUUAAUAUUGUAUGAUUGUUGACAUGUUCAGAUUAUUGUUAAGUUUAAUUGUAAAAAUUAUAAACAUACUUAUAGUGUUUAAUUAAGUUUUACAAAUUAACUGGAAAAAAAAAAAAAAAAAAAAAAAAAAUAGGCCUGUUACACUGCCGCC